CUCCUAGCCACCUGCGCCGCCGUUGCUGCUUCCGCUGCCCACCUUCUGCCGUUGCUGCUGUUGCUAAUCUGCCCGCGAGGGACCCAGGCGGAACAAGUUGUUCUCUUGGAUACUACGACGGAGGAGAAACUCGAUUGGACGAGAUAUCCUUUCGGGCCUCAAGCUAACACCCCUGGUUGGGUAGAAGAGUCUUUUACAAACUUCGACAAAGGUAUCAACUGGCGGAGUUACGUUGUCUGCGACGUAGCGUACUCCAAUGUGAACAACUGGCUGUGGACGCCGUUCAUAGAGAGGGGUCCAGCGAAUCGCAUGUACAUAGAAAUCAAUUUCACAACUCGCGACUGUUCGUUGUUUCCCGGCAACGCUCUCAGUUGUAAGGAGACUUUCAGUCUACUCUAUUAUGAGUUCGAUGCCGCGACCAAGGAACCACCCCCGUGGGAGCCGGACAGCUAUAAACUUAUAGGUCGUAUAGCUGCGGGCGAAGGUAGGUUCAACACGAACACCGAGGUAGUGAUAAACACCGAAGUGAAGUCGAUUCCGGUGACGAAGAAGGGCGUCUACUUCGCCUUUCGUGACCAGGGCGCUUGCAUAUCGAUCCUGGCCAUCAAGGUAUACUACAUCAGUUGCCCUGAGAUUUCGGUGAACUUCGCACAUUUUCCGGCCACACCAACCGGUCGCGAGGUUGCGCUUAUUGAGCAAACGCGCGGCAUUUGCGUUGCGAAUGCCGUCAAAAUCGCCCAGCCGACUUUCCUCUGCAAGGGAGAUGGCAAAUGGUAUCUCCCGACGGGCGGAUGCCAUUGCAAACCUGGCUACCAAGCUGACACGGACAAGCAGGAGUGCAAGGAGUGUCCGAUAGGCAAGUUCAAGCAUGAGGCGGGUUCUCAUGCCUGCGAGCCAUGCCCGGAGCACAGCAAAGCUUCCGAUUACGGCUUCACGGAGUGUCGUUGCGAUCCGGGCUAUUUUCGGGCAGAAAAAGAUCCUAAGAAGAUGCCUUGCACACAACCACCUUCGGCGCCGCAAAACCUGACCGUCAACUUUGUCGAUCAGUCCACGGUGAUCCUUUCCUGGAAUGCACCGCAUAUGCAGGGUGGCAGGUCUGACACGACUUAUAGAGUGGACUGCGAUUCCUGCAGCAUGGGCGUUAAAUACAUUCCUAAUACCGAGAUCUUCAACGACACGAAGAUCACGAUAACCGGUCUGAACGCGGUGACUACUUAUCGCUUCCAAGUGUUCGCCGAGAACGGCGUAUCGUCGUUGGUCGGCAAAUCGGAAUACGUGGACAUUACCGUUACGACAGAGGCGAGCGUGCCAAGUCUAGUGAGCAACGUCAGGAUCACAAGUGUCAAGAGCUCAGAGCUCAGCAUCAGUUGGGACGCGCCAGAUAUCGGAACUGGCGGAGACAACGAUCUCGUCGAGCGAUAUGAAGUGAGGUGUUACCCGCGCUACGACGACGCCACUAAUGCAACCGUCAUUCAAACGUCCGAGCUGUCUGCCACGUUCAAAGGUCUCAAGCCUUCCACGGAUUACGCGAUACAGGUUCGCGCCAAGACCACCCGCGGCUGGGGCGAAUACACGCCGGUGAUAUUUAAAAAGACACCCCACGCGAUGGGUUUAGACUACGUUGGCGAGGACGACAACAUGCAAGUUAGAAUAAUCGCAGGGGCGAUCGUUGCUGUGGUCGUACUUCUCGUGAUUAUUAUCAUCAUGACCGUUUUAAUUCUUAGAAGCAGGGCCUCGGACGAAUGCAACAAGAAACAGCCGAGCGACUGCGACACCUUGGAAUACAGAAACGGCGAAGGACUAGUUGUGACCUACAUGCACUGCAAAAUGGACAGUUCACCGAUUGUGACAACCCAUACCAACAACAAGAGCAAGUCCUCGCUGACCACGCCGCUGUUCACACCUGCAGUGGGGGUCGCCGCGGCGGGCGCAGGCGGCGCAGGCGGUGCAGGUGCAAGGAGUUAUGUCGAUCCUCACACCUACGAGGACCCGAAUCAGGCGGUACGCGAAUUUGCCCGAGAGAUAGACGCCGGAUAUAUCACGAUAGAAGCCAUUAUAGGUGGCGGAGAGUUCGGCGAUGUCUGCCGAGGGAAAUUGAAAUUGCCUCCCGACGGACGGACAGAAAUAGAUGUGGCCAUAAAGACCCUGAAACCAGGCUCCGCAGACAAGGCUCGUAAUGAUUUCCUGACAGAGGCGUCGAUAAUGGGCCAAUUUGAACACCCCAACGUGAUAUUCCUGCAAGGCGUGGUGACGAAGAGCAAUCCGGUGAUGAUCAUCACGGAGUUCAUGGAAAACGGUAGCCUGGACACUUUCUUGCGCGCGAACGACGGCAAGUUCCAAGUGCUCCAGCUGGUGGGCAUGCUGCGUGGCAUCGCCAGCGGCAUGCAGUAUCUCGCGGAGAUGAACUACGUGCACCGCGAUCUCGCCGCGAGAAACGUGUUAGUCAAUGCCGCUUUGGUUUGCAAGAUCGCCGAUUUUGGGCUCAGUAGAGAGAUCGAGAGUGCCACAGAGGGGGCUUACACGACCAGGGGCGGUAAAAUUCCGGUACGGUGGACAGCACCGGAGGCGAUAGCGUUCCGUAAAUUCACGAGCGCCUCCGACGUUUGGAGUAUGGGUAUCGUAUGUUGGGAGGUGAUGUCGUACGGCGAGAGGCCGUACUGGAACUGGUCGAAUCAAGAUGUGAUAAAAUCGAUCGAGAAAGGCUACAGGCUUCCAGCGCCGAUGGAUUGUCCGGAGGCUAUCUACCAGUUGAUGCUCGAUUGCUGGCAGAAGGAACGCACCCAUCGGCCGACCUUCUCCAAUCUCACACAGACUUUGGACAAGCUCAUACGAAGUCCGGACACACUGAGAAAAAUCGCUCAGAACAGCGUGAGGCCGCCUGCACACAAUCCGUACUAUGUCACAAGCCAUACAGCUGCCGCCCAGGCUGCGGCGGCUGCGAUGCCCCCAGGCCCAGCCGCGAGCACGGCGAGCCCGUUCGUAGACAUAGUCGGCCAUCAGGCCCAUCAACAAGCCCAGUCAGCGAUUGCCGUUCCAGUAAUGCCACCAGGAGCCGGCCGUAGCUUACACUAUCACACACAUGCAGCAACACACGCAGCAACACACGCAUUGCCACACCAACAAUCACCGCUCACCUAUCCCAACUGGGUUCCGUUCUCUCAUUUCGGCUGAGAAUGGUUACACUUGAAUUAAAACGAGCAAGAGCAUCACCAUCAUCAUUAUCAUCAUUUCCGCCCGUCUUUCUAGCCAUCAGAAUUAACGCCUGGCGUUUAAACCGGACGUAAUCUCAAAAGACUGCAUUCUAUAUCGUUACGAUUCGCAUUAUCUUUUAUAAUCGCGCUAGUCGUAGAGAAAUCAUAGGCGCUCUUCCAGCGAAAUAGUAAAAAAAAAGUAUAAUCCAAAUCGUGUCAGAUGGAAUAGUACAUGUGACGAAAAUAGUAGAGGUAUAAUACAGCCGAUAAUACAUUAUCGGAGUGUGCUAUAAACUGUAUGUACAAGAGUAGUACCGUCGUAAAAGAAUCUCUUCUCCAGUCUUUUUACUACGAAUUAUCGAUAAAUGCGAGGAUGUAGCUAUAGAUAUACAUGUUAGACGAUACAGAGAAUUUCUCCAUGUUGAACUAAGCAAUAAACUUUACCAUACAGAGUUAGAGCGUAUAUUAUCGAUUAAAAUUGUACCGAGAUAUAAAUAGAAAGUUUAAGAGUGUUUCCAAAUUUUAUGAAGGAUAAAUUCAACCAUCGAAUAGCAAUAUAGAUUUAAACGCGAGCUUAGAGAAUAAAAGGCAAAUAAACGUGGUGUGCAUAAAAGCAACUAGAGUCUUUAAAGUGUUCUCAUAAUUCUAUAUUAAUCAUCAUAGCUUUCAUUGAUAUACGCAUAAAGAAAAAAAAAGAAAGAAAAAAUGCAUAUGCACGUACACACAAAAUCACACGCAUACAUUUACAGAGGGUGUCCCAAAACUAACGCCAUUUCUUUCGACUGCGAAUUCUUUAAUCAGUUCGGACUCGAUAAGAUAAAGUUUUCUAUGGGGAAAAAUUCGCCUAUAUAUAACAAAUUGCUCAAAAGAACAGCCAUAGUCUUACGACACCCCAUACAUCAUACAUUAAAUCGAUAUAAGUACUUAUCGUGUAAUUUAUUAAAACUAUCGAUUUUAUCUUAGCGAAAGAUUUAUUAACAUAUAUAUGUACAGCACGCGUGCAACCGGUUGACCAUUUUAGAAUAGUAUUUUUAUACGUAAUAUAUUAAAUGAAAAACAAUAUAAUUAACAAUUAACGGUGUUAGAUCAUAUUUCUGCAUCCAUGAAUCAUCAAGAAAUAUUGUAAUCAUAACAUUAAUUUCUAAACUAUUUCUACAGAGUAUAAUGAAACAACGCCAUUCUAAGAGAAAUGAUUAAUUCAUUGAUUACAAAAUUUGCUAUUAGGCUAUUUCUCUUUACGUCCUCUGAAAAUAUUACAAUAAAAACUUGUCGCAGCAUUUAUAGGCCGGAGGUGAGGCAUUUAUCCAAUGAUAGGAAUAAAUAGAAAUAAAAGUGAUUUGUCGAAUUUUUCAUAAUCAUGUUGAAAUAUCGAUCACGCUAAAUUCGUCUUUUUUUUUGUAUUUUUAAGAUUUAAUAUAAAAUGCAUUUGUAAAAAGCUUAAAAUUAUUCCAAGCUGUUUGUAAAAGAUAAACAUGAAGAUAUUCGUAUUGGCGAACGAUAAAAAAGAGAUAAAAUUUGAGAAAAGAGAUAAAAUUCAAAGCCAAAUAGAUUGAAACUAGCCUGCAGAUAGAAACACACACCUAAUAUGACCUUCAUCGCACUAACAAAUGCUAACAAUUGUCAGAAUCAGAGAAAGGGGUGGUCCACCCUCACCCCCACCCGCCUCAUCGGAAUCUUCCAACGUGCAUUUGAGAAACAGGUAAAGAAAACAAGAAAAGAGAAUCAAAAGCGGCAUUCCCACACACUGAAUCCUAUUUGUGGAUGAGAGAAAAAAAAAGAAAGAAAGAAGCGCAGAAGAACAGAAGCUCAAUCGUUUCUGUUUCGUCCAGUGCCCUAAAUAACACAGAAUUCGCCCUUUAACAUUUCAACGAUUUGAUUACGCUGACUGUGCUUUCACGUUCUCUCUGCUUCUUUGACACAGUAAUGAAAUAUCGCCGUCAUGUAGACAGCCGUCUCCAUGCUUGGUAAACCUCUUAGUUUAUGUUGCACUGCUUGCCUUCAUACGCACUGUAAUCCGUUCACGUGUAUAUGUACCUAAACUGUAAACUAUGUAUCAUUAACACGUUACAUAUGAUACAUCUCUCGUCAACAAUACUAUUGUUAGCAGUUUGCGUUAUUAUCAUCCUCAUUAUUGUCAUUACAUCGCCAUUAUGUCGUCAUCGUUAUAGUACUUAUAUUACUUUUU
This is a messenger RNA of Trachymyrmex cornetzi, 5376 nucleotides long. RefSeq names its product Eph receptor tyrosine kinase (gene Eph). The record is from RefSeq and is a predicted model, not a curated record. Gene Ontology annotation, biological process: axon guidance; ephrin receptor signaling pathway; protein phosphorylation. The transcript has 15 exons. The coding region runs from base 310 to 3171 and encodes 953 amino acids. Gene Ontology annotation, cellular component: plasma membrane; dendrite. Gene Ontology annotation, molecular function: transmembrane-ephrin receptor activity; ATP binding; protein binding. NCBI's taxonomy places the organism in Eukaryota, Metazoa, Arthropoda, Insecta, Hymenoptera, Formicidae.